UCUCCCCCCGGAGCCGCCGCCGCCCUCCGGCUCCGCAGCAGCGCCCGCGGCGCCGCCGCCUCUGCAGGCUGACUCAUCAGUAGAAAUUGGGAAGAGCUGCAGAAGAGAAGCCAAACAGACAAGCUGAUAACUCAAAGAAAUACUCUUUUGAGUUGGAGGUUCAGAGUGGAGCCAUCAUGAGCGAUGUUACCAUUGUGAAGGAAGGCUGGGUUCAGAAGAGGGGAGAAUAUAUAAAAAACUGGCGGCCAAGAUAUUUCCUGUUAAAGACAGAUGGCUCUUUCAUAGGCUAUAAGGAGAAGCCCCAGGAUGUGGAUCUGCCAUAUCCACUUAACAACUUUUCAGUGGCAAAAUGUCAGCUAAUGAAAACAGAGCGACCAAAGCCAAACACAUUCAUUAUCAGAUGUCUUCAAUGGACCACUGUCAUAGAGAGAACAUUCCACGUAGACACUCCAGAGGAACGGGAAGAAUGGACAGAAGCAAUCCAGGCUGUAGCAGACAGACUUCAGAGACAAGAAGAGGAGAGGAUGAACUGUAGUCCAACUUCACAGAUAGACAAUAUAGGAGAAGAAGAGAUGGAUGCUUCAACAACUCAUCAUAAAAGAAAGACAAUGAAUGAUUUUGACUAUUUAAAGCUACUGGGCAAAGGCACGUUUGGCAAAGUGAUCCUGGUCCGAGAGAAGGCCAGUGGGAAAUACUAUGCUAUGAAGAUUUUGAAAAAAGAGGUCAUUAUUGCAAAGGAUGAAGUGGCUCAUACACUUACAGAAAGCAGAGUAUUAAAAAACACCAGGCACCCUUUUUUAACAUCCUUGAAAUAUUCCUUCCAGACAAAGGAUCGUUUGUGUUUUGUGAUGGAGUAUGUUAACGGAGGAGAGCUGUUUUUCCAUUUGUCGAGAGAGCGGGUGUUCUCAGAGGACCGCACACGCUUCUAUGGUGCAGAAAUUGUCUCUGCCCUGGACUAUCUGCAUUCUGGGAAGAUUGUGUACCGUGAUCUCAAGUUAGAAAAUCUAAUGUUGGAUAAAGACGGACACAUAAAAAUUACAGAUUUUGGACUUUGCAAAGAAGGAAUCACAGACGCAGCGACUAUGAAAACAUUCUGUGGUACUCCAGAAUACCUGGCACCUGAGGUGUUGGAAGAUAAUGACUAUGGUCGUGCAGUGGACUGGUGGGGCUUAGGAGUUGUCAUGUAUGAAAUGAUGUGUGGAAGAUUACCAUUCUACAACCAAGAUCAUGAGAAACUGUUUGAACUGAUACUAAUGGAGGACAUAAAAUUUCCUCGAACACUGUCUGCAGAUGCAAAGUCAUUACUAUCAGGCCUGCUGAUAAAGGAUCCAAAUAAGCGACUCGGUGGAGGCCCAGAUGAUGCAAAAGAAAUCAUGCGUCACAGUUUCUUUGCUGGAGUAAACUGGCAAGAUGUAUAUGAUAAAAAGCUUGUACCUCCUUUUAAACCUCAAGUGACAUCUGAGACAGACACCAGGUAUUUUGAUGAAGAAUUUACAGCUCAGACUAUUACAAUAACACCGCCUGAAAAAUAUGACGAGGAUGGGAUGGACUGCAUGGACAAUGAGCGGCGGCCGCAUUUCCCUCAGUUUUCCUACUCUGCAAGUGGACGAGAAUGACUUUUUUGUUCUGCUGCUUCACUGUCAUCUUAGAUUUAUCACUGAAAAUGAUUCCUGAACAUCACCACCAGUACUAGAUACUAUUUAAGAUAGCAGGGGCACUUUCAGAGACCAUUCCAAAUUGAACAAGUUUCUUUCCCAAACCUACCUAAAAUCCAUUUUGGUUUUGCAUGAAAUAGGAGUUUUUUCUCCACUAUGCUCUCCUGCUGUUGCUGCUGCCCACAGCCUCAGUACAAUAGCAGCAUCGAGAAGUUACUAACAGUUUUUUGAAGGUAGAUGACUUGGCCUCAGCAUUGUACACUCUGUGCACAAGUAGUCAUCUAUUAUUCCUCACACUGGAGGCUAAAGAAAAAAUGUGUUGGUCCAGCUUAUCUUCUUCCAGAAGAUGAAUCAAAAUCGUAAUUGAUCUAAAAAGAUGUCAGUAACAUUUUCUUGCAUCUGUUUGUGCUGGUUAGAACAAGGAAACUUAGGGGUGGUGAUGUACAUAUGCAAGGUUUUUGUUAGGCAUAUCAUUACUUGAAGCAGAUCUCUGUCAUUAACAUCUGGCAGGAAUUUGUGUGGGAAACGUUUGAGAGAAGGACUUAAACUGUUGAUAUAUAUAAAUAUAUAUAUAUAUUAUUUUUUAAUUACUGUUGGAUACUACAGAAGAAGCAGAAGGGCUGGGCUCACCCAGCCUGCCACUUAGAACUUCCAGGUUCAUGUGCAAUCAUGGAGAAUCGAACAUUAUACAUGCAAGAAAUGAAGGCAUAAAAGCAGCAGCUGAAGUUAUUUAAGGGGUCUUAUAAUUUGCACCAGAUAACAUCUUUCUCAUGCUUUUCUUUUUCUUUCAUGGUAUACAUCACCUCUGAUGGCUGAAGAAUGUAGACAGGCAUAAUGGUAUUGCUUUUCACCAAAAUGUGUGCACCAGGGUAAACAGGUGUUUGCCUUACUUGUUUAUAUUUUGAGUUUGUGAAUUAGCUUUUUCUCCAGGUGUUUAACUCUGAAUAUUCUUUUUUUGUUGGGGUUUUUUUUUUUUGUUAUACUGCAGUAGUAUUUAUUUUUAGAGAUAAGGAUUGUAUGUGUCAUGUUUGCAAAUGCUGCUACAUCUUAGAUAGAACAGGCUUAUAGCAGUUAAUUUUGUAAUAUAUGGAAGGACUGUACAAGCUGAAGGGAAUAAUGCACUUUUCUCCCUUGUGGAAACAAGGCUCUGAAAUUGUACAUACUGCUUAGAAUCAGAUUUUUGUGAAAGAAAUACUGUUUUUUAAUUUUUUGGCAGCGAAGGUGAGAAAUUCCAGCUUCAUAUGCCAAAGGGUUAAAAAAAGGAAAAAAAAAAAAAGCCACAUCAUGUGCUCCAUUGAGGAUAAAUGUAAUAUAAGAGCCCAAAAAAGAAAAUUUUUCUGUUCUGUAUGAAGGAAUUGCAUUUGAACAACAAGACCACAGUGAUUACAAGAAAAGCACUUUAUUUUAAUAAUUAAAGUAGUAAAUUUCUGGGAUCAGCCAUUCUCCAGAAAGGUUUUCCCAAAACCAAAAGAGUCCCAAACCCCCAGCAUGUUACAUGUAACCGUGGUACCUGAUUGACCGAAUUUAAAAACAUCCCAAGAAAUGCUCCCCUGAUGGGAAAACAUCUUUCUGUUUCCGAAGAUCUGUAUCUAACAGCACAUGUGCAUAAACUUGAGCUUUGGUCUUCAGCAAUGAUAAUCUUAAUAAUAAACCCUUUGGUGCUAGGAGUCGGGACGUCGCGCGGCGCAGCGAGAGCGCGCUGAGCGUUCCCAAGGUUUUCCCUUUGGGAAAAGCCCCGACUCCAUGGGAUUAUCAUGCGAAGUCUCUCUGCGUUCGGAUCUCGUGAGCUCCCACGAAGACUGUGACAUCGCAGAGCGUUGCUGGUUGUGUGGUGUGAGUGAGUAGCUGAGUCUGGAAGGAGAGGCGUUCCUACUCGAGAUGCCUUCGCCUCUUGACCUGGAAAGUCGCGUGCCCGAGCAUGAAGCCCACUGCUGGCAGUGCCUGUGCUGGGACCGUCAAGGGGUAGGUGGGCAUUUUAUAGCAAGGCAGCUAAAGACACAGACUAAUUUAGACAAUUUUUCCUGUUUCGUGUUUUAUCUUUAGUAACAGAUGGAUAAUCAGAAAUCCGGUGUGCAUUCUAACUACACAGGAGGGCAUUCUGUCACCUUGUAACACUACACACAAGUAGAGCUUUGCCUCUCUGCAGAGGGAGGAGCACAGCAAACACCUUGCAGGUCUGUCCUGCACUGCUAGUGUAGAGGUGUCCGCACUGACACCGACAGUGAGUGACUGAGUACUUCAUAGAUGGGCAUUAAUUAGUUCUCUGCAAAGGCCUUGUACUUACAGACUAAAACUAUAGUGAUUGAAAAAUCUGUGUUGUAUGCCUGUGCUUUUUCCCCCAUGUUUUCAGCUUGUAGCAAUAAGUUUCUUGACACAGGGCACCUCUAGCUCAGGGCCAGCUGGCGCUGUGCCUCUGGUCAGCCGUCCCCGCGGGCAGCAGCAGCCCUGUGGUCAGCUCUGUCACGUGGCUGCUUAGAGCAGGGUUUGCAGUGAACACCUGUCAGUGGAUUAUCAGAGAACAUUUUAAGACUUUGCAUUGUAUUGCCUGCCUUCCAAAACUUCAUUGAUCAGGUUCAUGCUACAGAGAGAAUCAGUGGCUGCUUGGCGCUGCCUGGGGUCGGGGGAUUCUCUCUCUUUUCCCAGUGUUAGAAACAGCUGAGAGACAACUGGGCAAGUGGUGCCGAGAGGAACUUUUGAAGCUGCUCUUUUGCUGUUUGCAGUUGUGUUUGGGUUGGGACAGGAGGUGGUGGCUGGUGCCUUGGUGAGCCUUUCGAGCACAGUACAUUUCAGACUUCAACUCCAGCUUGUACUGACCUCCCUGACACACAGUAUGCCCUCUCGUACUGCAGCCAUCUCGGAGGAAAUAGGUCAUUUCUGUUUGGAUUUUGGCAGUUUUGUGCACAGCUUUGCUUUCCACACUAAUCCAUCUUCCAGUACAUUCCCAUUGCUUAAAGAACAUUUAUUCCAGUGCUGGUUUAUGUUUGUUUGGUUUUUUUUUUUUUUUUUUCCAUCUUUUCUUGCAGCUUCUUAAAGCUGACUGUUCUUGCAGGGGCCAUGUGCUUCUCCUAGAGUACAAAAGUAAGGUCUUUCCUUACUAACUGCAGGGUCUAUAUAUUACACCUCAAUGUACACACUUUGCUGCUACUGUUUGUACUGUCUACAGUAGAAUUUCCUUAUCUUGCUCCUGGUAGUGCAUUACAGGCAAGCAUGAAAUGUAAAGUAUUUAUUUAAAUAAAAACCUCUAAAUUGGUAAUUGAAUUACCUCCCUGUAGCUUUAGAGUUUGUGACAUUUCUUGACCUUGCUAGUUCUUUCAUUAGAUCCAUGCAAGAUCUAGUCAUAUGGUUAAGGAUAUUAAGCAGACACGACUAUGAACCCAAGAAACCGUAUUACUGUUGGUCAUACUUAAACUGUUUAUUUCCUUAAGUAUAUGACCCACAAGGAUGUGAAAUAACUACAAGAAACUGUUUUUGUACACUGUACAUCCUUAGUAUUUUUACACGUAUAUGAUAGGGAUGCACAUUAUUUUCCUUCGUACAGACAGCUUAAAUAAAGCACUAUGUCAAUCUGCUA
This is a messenger RNA of Calypte anna (Anna's hummingbird), 5226 nucleotides long. RefSeq names its product AKT serine/threonine kinase 3 (gene AKT3). Gene Ontology annotation, biological process: protein phosphorylation. The transcript has 14 exons. Bases 177 to 1616 code for a protein of 479 amino acids. Gene Ontology annotation, molecular function: ATP binding; protein serine/threonine kinase activity. The record is from RefSeq and is a predicted model, not a curated record. Lineage: Eukaryota; Metazoa; Chordata; Aves; Apodiformes; Trochilidae.